Molecule: messenger RNA, 210 nt
Organism: Guillardia theta CCMP2712
Lineage: Eukaryota; Cryptophyceae; Pyrenomonadales; Geminigeraceae
Exons: 4
Source: RefSeq, a predicted model, not a curated record
AUGGAAGAUGAUAUUCUUGAUUGGCAUUUUGUUCUUCUUGGAGCGCCAGAAUCUCCUUUCGCAAGAGGGUUAUAUCAUGGCAGAAUACAACUUGACAGGGAUUAUCCAAUGAAGCCUCCUCGUGUUAUUUUUCUAACGCAGAGCGGGAGAUUUGAACUUGGGACACCUCUUUGUUUGAGCAUUACGUCGCAUCAUGCUGAAUGCUGGCAG